GCUUAGCGGAGCCAGCGGGGCUUCAUCUUACAGUCAUAUGGCCUUGCGCUGUUUCUCCAUCCAGCAACAGAUUUACUAUGAUAUCGUUGAUAUCAUACUACCAUGUCCGGUUAGAUUCAGAAUCAGGAUCAGAAUCGUGGCCUUCCAUGCUUUCAACGGUGUGGCAUCCCCACGAGCAACAGCUUGAUGCAGUGCAACCCACAGCAGCAAGGAAAACAGCACCAAUCAAGGCCUCUCUCGAGCAACAGAUCGGCAGAUCUCCAUACUUCUACUUCAUCGUAACUUUGAAGACUCUCUCUUAUCGUGUAUCGGUAAUUUUACCGCCGAUACUCCGUUGUGUUGUUGGUCUAGCGCUAUUCGUCAAUAGUGCUAGGUAACGUCUUUCGCCCCGGCUAUAGCCUAUCGUCGGCCUCUACCUCCCCACAAGUCGGAGAAUGUGACAGCAAAGACGGAGAAAAAAAGUACCUUUUCUUAUUUUUCUGUCGAAGUUUAGAUCUCAGCCAGUCACGCUACGCUGGCUAGUCCUGGAUAGCCCAGGCGGGAAAAGUUGCUGCGUCUAAAAUGCCAUCUCAGACUGCUCGUCACGUCCGCCUAUCAUCGUUCAUUUCAACGACGACUGAGCUGGCCUUGGCUGACCUCAAGUUGGUAUCUGUUCGAC
Aspergillus wentii DTO 134E9 is the source of this 658-nucleotide messenger RNA. RefSeq lists its product as uncharacterized. The record is from RefSeq and is a predicted model, not a curated record. Lineage: Eukaryota; Fungi; Ascomycota; Eurotiomycetes; Eurotiales; Aspergillaceae. The transcript has a single exon. The annotation marks the transcript as partial.